Messenger RNA from Hypanus sabinus (Atlantic stingray), 1389 nucleotides. RefSeq names its product hepatocyte nuclear factor 4-beta-like. The record is from RefSeq and is a predicted model, not a curated record. The transcript is spliced from 10 exons. Bases 1 to 1389 code for a protein of 462 amino acids. Gene Ontology annotation, molecular function: nuclear steroid receptor activity; nuclear receptor activity; zinc ion binding. NCBI's taxonomy places the organism in Eukaryota, Metazoa, Chordata, Chondrichthyes, Myliobatiformes, Dasyatidae. Gene Ontology annotation, cellular component: nucleus. Gene Ontology annotation, biological process: anatomical structure development; positive regulation of transcription by RNA polymerase II; cell differentiation.
AUGAAGCUUUGUGAGCCAAUAAUGGAUAUGGAUAUGCCUGAUUACACAGAAACCCUUGAUUCUUCGUAUAGCAUGCUUGAGUAUGACAGCCUGAGAGUACUGCCAUCAAAUAAUGAGACCAUUCCGACAGAUGUCAGUACCAUCAAUGUGUUGAUGGACCAUGGCGUUACAGCCCUAUGCUCAAUCUGUGGUGAUCGUGCAACGGGAAAACACUACGGUGCCGCCAGUUGUGACGGAUGCAAAGGUUUCUUCAGGAGAAGUGUUCGGAAAAAUCAUGUCUAUUCAUGCAGGUUUAGCAGGCAGUGUGUGGUCGACAAGGAUAAAAGAAACCAGUGUAGAUACUGCCGACUGAAGAAGUGCUUCAGGGCUGGGAUGAGAAAGGAAGCUGUGCAAAAUGAACGGGACAGGAUCAGCAUUCGCAGAACAAGCUAUGAAGAUGUUGGCUCUCUCUCUAUCACUAUACUAGUACAAGCAGAAGCAAUGUCUUGUCAGAUUUCUGCCUUAAAUCCUGUGCAUCCUGCUGAUAUUGCAAUGAAGAAAAUAGCAACCAUUAGUGACGUCAGUGAGUCCAUGAAACAACAGUUACUCGUGCUGGUGGAAUGGGCUAAAUGCAUCCCUGCAUUCUGCGAAUUGCCACUGGAUGACCAGGUUGCACUGCUCAGAGCUCACGCAGGCGAGCAUUUGCUGCUGGGAUUGGCCAGACGUUCGAUUCCCUACAAGGAUGUUCUCUUACUAGGAAAUGAUUUCAUCAUUCCCAGGCACUGCCCGGAAUUAGAGAUUAUGCGGGUAGUUAACAGGAUCCUUGAUGAGCUGGUGAAACCAUUGCUGGACCUCCAGAUAGACGAGAAUGAAUUUGCUUGCCUUAAAGCUGUGGUGUUCUUUGAUCCAGAUUGCAGAGGUGUAAGUGAUUCAGCAAAAAUCAAAAAUAUGAGAUUCCAAGUGCAGGUCAAACUGGAGGACUACAUCAACGAUCGUCAGUACGACUCCCGUGGACGAUUUGGUGAUAUUCUGUUGCUUCUUCCACCUCUGCAGAGCAUCACAUGGCAGAUGAUUGAGCAGAUUCAGUUUGCUCGGCUCUUUGGAGUGGCGAAAAUUGAUAGCCUUUUGCAGGAAAUGCUCUUGGGAGGGUCUGCAACAGAGGCACAGCAGUACCCACAUUCUGCACAUUCCAAUAUUGUCCACAGCCAUUUGCUUCCCCAUACAGUGAUGUCAGCUGGUAUGUCAGCAGCCGUUCAUCAAGUUCAACUCUCAUCGCCAGAAACUCCACUUUCAUCUCCAUCGUCUGGCUCUGGAAAUGAGGAAAUCAAACUGCGUCCUGUCAACCAUAUCCAAAUGCAUUCUUUACCUUUGCUGCCUCAAAACCUCAUUCCCAAACAAGAGAUAUUGUAA